Molecule: messenger RNA, 3898 nt
Organism: Serpula lacrymans var. lacrymans S7.9
Lineage: Eukaryota; Fungi; Basidiomycota; Agaricomycetes; Boletales; Serpulaceae
Exons: 26
Coding region: 42-2936 (964 amino acids)
Biological process (GO): intracellular protein transport; intra-Golgi vesicle-mediated transport; endoplasmic reticulum to Golgi vesicle-mediated transport
Cellular component (GO): COPI vesicle coat; cytoplasm
Molecular function (GO): structural molecule activity
Source: RefSeq, a predicted model, not a curated record
AAUAUCGAGCUCGCCAGUCGUCGUGUCCAUCCACAUCAAUCAUGUCGACAGAGGCGCCAUGCUACACCGUCGUAUUUGAAGACAGCUCAGAGUCUCCUUCAACACAGGAGCUACGGGCUUCUCUGGAGAAAGGUUCAGACGAAGACAAAAUCGACACGUUGCGUAGAAUCAUAGUUGCGACAAUCAAUGGAAACCCACAGCCAACGCUCUUGAUGCCAAUCAUACAAUAUGUCUUGCCCUCACGAAAUAAAGCGCUGAAGAAACUACUACACUUCUACUGGGAAGUUUGUCCAAAGUAUGAUGACAACGGCAAACUGAAGCAGGAAAUGAUUUUGGUCGUUAAUGCCAUCCGAAACGAUCUCCAACACCCGAACGAAUAUAUUCGUGGCGCGACGCUACGUUUCCUCCAGAAAAUCUCCAAAGACGCCGAACUACUCGAACCACUCGUACCCAUCUGUCGAUCGUGCCUAGAGCACCGACAUUCGUACGUCCGAAAAAAUGCUGUCUUCGCCGUGUACACUAUCUAUCGAGAAUUCGAAAACCUCAUCCCCGAUGCCCCCGAACUCAUGCAGACCUUCCUAGCUGCUGAAUCUGAUGCGACAUGCAAGCGUAAUGCUUUCGUCUUCUUGGCCCAGUGUGCGAUGCCCAAGGCUGUCGAAUGGAUGGUGAGCGUAUACGAUCAGAUCUCAGGCCUCGAUGAGUUGCUGCAGAUGAGCAUUAUCGAGGUCAUUCGUCUGGACUGUAAAAGUGAUUCGACUCAUAGGUCUCGGUAUAUUCGUUGUAUUUUUGAACUCUUGAACGCUUCAUCGCACGCCGUCAAAUAUGAAGCAGCCACGACACUUACUACCCUCACGCAAAACCCUGCCGCAGUUAAAGGCAAGGCAUAUCUUUUUACUUAUAUGUGCUCUGCUGCAUCCUGUUUCGUCAAUCUUGUGAUCAAGGAGUCGGACAACAACGUGAAACUCAUUGUUUUGGACCGCCUUGAUGUUUUACGGUCGAAACAUGGUCAUGUCUUGGAUGGUCUUAUCAUGGAUGUACUCCAAGUUUUGUCCAGUGCUGAUAUGGAAGUUCGUCGCAAAGCAAUGAGCAUCGUCUUGAGCAUGACAUCAAGUCGUAACGUUGAAGAGGUCGUUCUCUUCCUCAAGAAACAGCUUCAAAAGACCCAAGAACAGGAAUACGAAAAAGCCCCAGAGUACAGGCAGUUACUGGUCCAAUCUAUUCAUGUCAUGGCAAUUAGAUUCUCUGAAGUCGCCGCAAGUGUGGUCCACGCAUUAAUGGAGUUCUUGGGCGAUUCAAACAACCCAUCUGCUCUAGAUGUUGUUGCCUUCGUUCGCGAGGUUGUCGAAAAGUUCCCUAAUCUCCGCCAGACAAUUUGUGACAAGCUCGUUCAAACUCUCAGCGAGAUAAAAUCAGGCAAAGUUUUCCGCGGGGUCUUGUGGAUACUGGGAGAGUAUGUGGAGGGUCUCGCAGAUAUACAGAGCACGUUACAGGAGUUAAGGAAGGUCUUAGGAGAGAUACCAAUAUUGGCGUCGGAGCAGAGGUUGUUGGAUGAAGCCGGUGGUGAGGGCGAUGAUGACGAUGCAAAGAAGGAAGACAAACCAAAGGCGGAGAGCAGCGGACGUCCACGGGUACUCGCUGACGGUACAUACGCUACAGAAACCGCCUACACGAGUACUAGUACUGCCAGGUUGGAGGCCGUGAAAGCCGCGGCCAAGCCACCACUCAGAGCUUUGAUACUAGGGGGAGAUUUCUUCACGGGAGCUGUAUUGGCUGCCGCCCUGACAAAACUUGUUCUGAGAUUCGACGGGUUGACAAGCGACCGUACCAAGUCUAAUACACUCAGAGCCGAGGCUAUGUUGAUAAUGACCUCAACGAUUCGUGUGGGGCAAUCUAAAUUUGUCACAGUCCCGAUAGACGAAGACUCGAAUGAGCGUAUCCUCAGUUGCAUCCAGACGUUGAGUGAACUACAAGAGAAACCGGCCGUGCAGGAUAUUUUCUUGAAGGACACGAAGGCUGCAUAUUCGAAGAUGUUGGGUGCUCAAGAGAAAAAGGCAGCAGAAAAGAAAGAGGUCGAAACUACGAAGACAGCUGCUGUUCAAGUCGAUGAUCUUCUAACAUUCCGCCAAUUUUCUAGAAAGUCGGCAGAUGACCCUAUCGAUUAUGACGAAGACCUCGGAAGAGCGACUGGGGCUGGAGAAGUUCGCGAAGACUUUAUUUCUAAUCUUAGUCGAAUCUCACAGCUUACUGGUUUCUCCGACCCUAUAUAUGCAGAAGCAUAUGUCAAGAUGCACGGCUUCGAUAUACUACUUGAUGUCCUCCUGGUAAAUCAAACACCGAACACGCUGCAGAAUCUCUGCCUCGACUUUGCGACUUUGGGUGAUCUGAAACUAGUAGAGAGGCCAGCUGUUUACACGAUCGCUCCUCAUGGCUUCCAGAGCAUUAAAGCGACCAUUAAGGUAUCCUCUACGGAGACUGGCGUCAUCUUUGGGAGCAUCCUUUGGGAAGGUCCUGCUUUGGCUGAGUCCUGCGUUAUACUGAAUGAUAUCCACAUCGACAUCAUGGAUUACAUUAAACCAGCUUACUGCAACGAAGCUCAGUUCCGUAGCAUGUGGACAGAGUUUGAAUGGGAGAACAGGGUCAAUGUAUCCACAGUCAUGUCUGAUCCCCGGGAAUACCUCAAGCAUGUCAUGAAGUCGACGAAUAUGUCAUGUCUAACACCAGAGGGAGCAAUGUCUGGAGAUUGUGAUUUCUUGUCAGCUAACAUGUACGCGCGAAGCUUGUUCGGCGAGGAUGCUCUUGCGAACUUGAGCAUCGAGAAAACUGAGGCUGGAACAAUCAUUGGUCAUGUCCGUAUCCGUAGUAAGACUCAGGGUAUCGCACUAUCGCUAGGCGAUCGUAUUACAAUGGCUCAAAAGGAUAAUAAACCACCUGUCUAGACCACGAAGGGCUUUUAUUUUCUCUCAUACCUAUACAAUAUGGUUCCAGGACUACAUCCGAAAGUAUAUCAUCGUGUUAGGCUAUUACAAUCGAAACCCUGGUUGUAAUCUUGGACUCGUGGUAUCUAGAGGGGGGACCCUUGCAAACGACUUAAUACACGUUUCUUUGACCUGCGCCCCAAGUUCAUGUGUUAUAGCUUGUGAAAUAAAUCACGUCCCAUCAUGAUGUUGAUGCAACGAAUAAGCUGCACUAUACAGAAUGUAGGUUGAUCAUCAUGAUUGUGACUGAACUGUGUCUUUUCCAAGUCCCCGCUACUUCCAACCGCUAUUGAGUUACUCACACAGCGAGCAUAGGACGGAUACUCCACUGGCAGUGCCAUGAGUUGGAUCGACUUAUAGUUGUCUGCGUAGCAGGGGAUUAGGCUUGCUUUAAAAAAGUAUACAGCGGGUGUCCUGCCAGUGCAUCCCGAGAACAGAACUAUAUUGUGGUGCUCACUGCAGUAUAGCCCGAUCUAAGCUCCAUAGAAGUAUUGCGUAAGUUAAUGAUAUCAGCAUCUCACCGGUAUGAUAUGUCAACAAAGGAUGUUCUUGUGACAUCUUGCACUGGUUGGCAUUGACAAGGGUCCUAAACCAAAAUCAGUAUCACAGCUCACGACGUUUCUGACGUGGACCAUCUUGUCUCAGUCAUCAGUGUGGUCACAAUGGAAGGUUAUGAAGUAGCCCUUUUCGGUCGUGGAGCGCCUACCAAGGUUGAAAAAGAAAAGUUGUUACUUACCAUCUCCAACCAUCUCCGACCUAGUAUAAUAUGGACCUUUCAUACGAGUCUUUCAACGCCGAUACUGCUAGGAAUCUCCUAAUAGCGAAUUAUAUCAAUGUAUCGAGCAUUACAGUCUUGAUAUAUGAUUAUUGCAUCCAAUUUGGAGAUGAAUUCACAUACAUCUGCGCCAUGAAAUGGGGGAAAA